Funneliformis geosporum is the source of this 1075-nucleotide messenger RNA. NCBI's taxonomy places the organism in Eukaryota, Fungi, Glomeromycota, Glomeromycetes, Glomerales, Glomeraceae. The record is from the annotation of a GenBank genome assembly.
CUCUACACAAAACACAAAACAUGGAUGAUAAUUUCGAUGAUGAAUUUUUUGAAGUUAAUAAUAUUACUUUCAAAGAAUUAUAUAGGCUAUAUAAUUUAUCAGUGCAUAUAACAUACAACCAAGCGGAAGUCCUCAAGGAACAUGCAUCAUCAUUCAACAGAUUAUCAAAGAGCUUUCGAUUGAAAGACGAUGAAACAAUUUUGCCGUGGACGGAUGUUUAUAAUUACUGGCAAGCAUCACUGGAUUGUAUAAUAAAAAAUCAUUUUAAAAAGUUUCCAACCUCUAUAGUUGUGUUCUGCGGAGAGUUGCUUCAUAUCUGUGAAACUUUUAAGGGGACCGCUGUGCAGAAAAGUUGUGAGACGAAGUAUAAUGAAUUUUACCAACUUAAUCUUGAUAAGCACAUCGAAAAGAAUAUUGUUGAAAGAAUUCGGUUGCUUGAUUCUACAAUAUUUUCAGAACGGGAAGAAGUUUCGUCAUCUGAUGAAAAACGAAUUCGUCGCGAAGAACCUGAAUUGAAGAUCGAAAAUGAUGAGAUUCUCAACUUUCCGCGUAUUGUGACUCCUCCUCAUAUUGCUACUCCAAAUUCUCCGACACCUCAAUUUACACAGGCUCAACCAAAUGUUCUUGAAUAUGAUAAUGACGUUGAUGAAACAGAGGAACUUCUACCUCUCGAUGUUCCUAAAGUUAAAAAGGGAAUUGCGAGAUACAACAUAAUUUUUUUACCGGAAUGUAACAGAAAUGAUCAAUUAAGGUCCAAGUUUACUGAUGACGAAUGGAAAGGUUUUGAGGAAUUCUUUUUUAAAAAAGAGGAAGAAAUCGCAAAAAAGGUCAUCCCAUCACUUAGUAAAGUGGAAACUAUUCUAUAUAAGUACCAGGAAGCCAUAAUAAAUGCAAGUGAGGACGAAUACAUUGAUUUAGAUAGAAUUGAUGUUAUUUACGGUUAUCCGAACGGAUAUAAAUUUAGAAGAAAUUGGCUUGAAAGAUGGGUAGAUAACGUCUACCAAAAAUUAUUUGGCAACAAUAAAAAUGAAAACGUACAUAUUAAAUAUAUUUUGUUUUCAAACCUGAAUGUUAG